AUUAUAAUUUUGGAGAUCGACAGGGAAGGUGUUCGAGAUCGACACGUCGAUCGCGAUCGACGGGUUGGCGACCUCUGCUGUAGACUAUGGGAGAAUUUAUAGAAAGCAUCCAGAGGAUCAUAGCUCUUGUGGAAAGAAGACAAGGCAUUGGAGAUGACACUGCACUCAAUGGGAUCCGACUCCUGUGUCGACACAUAGAAAACUUUGCCCUCCAGCAAACCAUAAGUUCAUUCGAAGGACGAUGGGGGAGUUGGACCCCUUACCAGGAUUGUGGCUCUGAAUAUCUUCAGUCCUUCAGCCUCCGUGUGGAACGUCCACAGGGAGGAGGAGAUGACACCGCUGCCAACAACAUCGAGUUCCGCUGCACCAAUGGAAAGCUUCUGUUUGGUGGUGGCAUGUCCUGGGGUGACUGGGGGAGCUGGAGUGGUCAGUGUUCUAACGGAAUCUGUGGCAUUAUGACCAAGGUGGAGAAACCACAGGGCGGGGUGGAUGACACUGCCCUGAAUAAUGUCCAAUUUAGAUGCUGUGAAGAGUAACUUGGAUGAGGAUGAUGCAUAUACAAUGAAAAGCUGUACCUCAGCAGUUAACACAAGCUUUCUGGUCUAUACUGUAGAUCCACAUUAGGUGCCAUCUCUCCAUUGGCUGUCUGACUGGUUCUACAGUAAAAUGCUGUUAAUUAUUGUUUGUACCAUCAUCUUCAAAUCUAUUAAUAAAGAGUCUGAAGAAUUA
Molecule: messenger RNA, 729 nt
Organism: Clupea harengus (Atlantic herring)
Lineage: Eukaryota; Metazoa; Chordata; Actinopteri; Clupeiformes; Clupeidae
Product: vitelline membrane outer layer protein 1-like
Source: RefSeq, a predicted model, not a curated record